This is a messenger RNA of Cyprinodon tularosa, 5499 nucleotides long. It is a transcript of the gene adgra2, whose product is annotated as adhesion G protein-coupled receptor A2. Gene Ontology annotation, molecular function: G protein-coupled receptor activity; protein binding. NCBI's taxonomy places the organism in Eukaryota, Metazoa, Chordata, Actinopteri, Cyprinodontiformes, Cyprinodontidae. The coding region runs from base 761 to 4924 and encodes 1387 amino acids. Gene Ontology annotation, biological process: G protein-coupled receptor signaling pathway; sprouting angiogenesis; cell surface receptor signaling pathway. Gene Ontology annotation, cellular component: plasma membrane; Wnt signalosome. The record is from RefSeq and is a predicted model, not a curated record. The transcript is spliced from 19 exons.
AUGCGCUAGGACCGCGGGGACCAGAGCGCAAACGGAAUGGGCGCACUUUGGGUAGUAUAGCCUCAACUGAGGGAGUUUGGAGACUGACUGAGGCAUACAUACAAAUCCUCACUUUAUUUUGAGAAUUUUCAGUGGAGCAGAUGAGGACCAAACCUCCUUCUUUAUUCUGUUUUCCGCUUUCAGUUUAAAUCCAGGUUGGCCGUGCGUGAGAGUGCGGAGACCUCCCGAGAAUCGAGGAGAAAAGCGAGGAAAACUUUGAAAAAAGUCUCGAAACAAGACAGGAAAGUUGCAGAACGGACUUUAUUCAUUGCUUCCUUUGGAAAUAACAGUGACUCGGACUCUAUGUGCGUCAGUUCUGCAGUAAAUCAGCGCUGAUUGACUUUCAGCAGGAAAGAUAACGGUAACUUGGACACUCCCAUGAAUCCUAAAAUAAGAGUAAAUCUAUUUUAGUCUAUAUGCCUCCAUGAUUCUGAAAGCAAACGCUAUUAUAGUCGUUGGUAACUCUUGGAUGGACCCCACUACUUUGGAUCUAUGAGCAUUUUGGAGCAAAGGGGAGCCGUGCGCCCAGGCUGCCAUGACAUAACGGGACAUUUGGGAAAUCAGCGUCUCUGAAUGUUUCUGUGAUGACCGGAUGAGAUGGAAGUUCAUUGUUAAGUGACUGACUUUUACAAUUCAUUCAUUUAUUUAAGCCCCACAGGAUCAGUUGUCUUCUCCUCCCGUUUUUAAACUCCAACCGAGAUCUUCACGGUGGAGUUAUGGGAUGACUGGAGGCGGGGGUGCAGCUGAGGUGAGAUCCAGGCGAAGGACAAUGGUUGCGCCCGCAGCUGGCAUCCCUCUGUGGCCGGGGCAUCUGGUCCUGAUGCUGCUGCUUCUGCCAACCUGCGGAGCGGGACUCGUCCAGGUUUGCCCCGGGCCGCUUGCCUCCACCAACGGCUGCAGCUGCGCGGAGGAUCGCCCCAAGACGCACGGGGCUCAGCCUGUGGGCAGAAGGGUGAGCUGCAGCAAGGAGGAGCUGGUGGAACUUCCUGACUUCAGCUUGUUCCCCAACAGGACGGUCACUCUAAUACUGAGCCAUAACAAAAUUGGACUUCUGAGAAAUGGAUCCUUCAUUGGACUUCACUCCUUGGAAAAGCUGGACCUAAAGCACAACCUCAUCAGCACCAUCAUGCCUGGAGCCUUCCAAGGCCUGUCUGAGCUUCGCAAGCUAGACCUGUCCAACAACCGGAUUGGCUGCCUGACUGCAGACAUGUUUCAGGGAUUGACCAACCUCACUAAACUAAACCUUUCUGGCAAUAUUAUCUCGACCCUGGAUAAAGGAGUGUUUGAUGAGCUGCCUUCACUCAAGAAUCUAAACUUCAACUCAGACUACUUGUCCUGUGACUGCGGGCUGCGUUGGAUGCCGAGUUUCUUUCGCAACAAAUCAGUGCGUGUUGGAGAGGAAACCUUGUGUGCCUACCCCAGGACACUGAGAGGAAAACCCUUGCGAGGACUGAGAGAAAUACAGCUCAGCUGUGAUGGUCCACUUGAGCUCCACACCCUGUCGCUGCUGCCAUCCCAGCGUCAGGUGGUUUUCAGAGGCGACCGGCUGCCCUUCCACUGCACUGCUGCCCUGGUGGAUAAGACCACUGGAUUGCACUGGCGUCACAACGGCCAACUGGUAACGUCUGACACUGAGAGAGGAGUCCAGCUGGAGGAUAGUGUGGUGCAUGACUGCACCUUCAUCACCAGUGAGCUUAUACUAUCCAACGUUCACGUGGAAGCAAGCGGAGAGUGGGAAUGUGUGGUUACUACCGGACGGGGCAACACCUCUCGCACUGUUGAAAUCGUAGUGCUGGAGAACAGCGCCUCCUUCUGCCCAGAAGACAAAGUUGUUAACAACCGCGGGGAGUUCAGGUGGCCGAGAACUUUGGCGGGCAUUACCUCCCAUCAGUACUGUCUGCAGCUUCGUUACCCCUCCUUGUCUGUGGAGGGGGUGAUGGAGCAGAAAAAAGCCUCUCGAUACUGUGACCGAUCCGGAAAGUGGCACGAGGGAGACUAUUCCAACUGCCAGUACACUAAUGGCAUCACACGUGUCUUGCAUACCUUCAUCUUGACACCCAUCAAUGCAUCCAAUGCCGUCACUGUGGCCCGUCAAGUGCGAACAUAUACGCUGGAGGUGGCAGGUUUCACUGACUCAGUGGACGUGCUGUACAUUGCCCAAAUUAUGGAGAAGUUAAUGGAAUAUGUCAGACAGCAGCGAGAGUUGUCAGAGGUCAUUGUUGAUAUGGGCAGCAACCUGAUGCAGGUGGAUGACCAGAUACUUGCUCUUGCUCAGAGAGAAAAAAAAGUAUGCAGCUCCAUUGUCCACUCCCUGGAAACUCUAGCCUGGCCUCAGUUGCAUGGUGAAGCUCAAGACUUCUCUAUGGUGUCUAAGAAUAUAGUGAUGGUGGCCCACCUGAUCCGACCAGCCCACUUCACUGGUAUAACCUGCACUGCAUAUUAUCACCGUGAGGCGCCAACAGGACGCCUAGGAGUGGAGAUGUCAGAGUCUGGACCUGGUCAACGUCUUCAUUUCCGCUGCAGCACUGGCUCCCAUAACACCUCCCUUAACAACUUCCCCCUAAAAAACUCUGUAGCACUGGCUUCUGUGACUCUUCCAGCCACUUUGUUUCCCCCGGAUGCCACUGCGGACUGUAAGCUGCAGUUUGUGGCUUUCCGAACUGGAAGCUUUUUUCCUGUGCUGCCAAACUCCAGUAAUAAUCUGGAACAAUCACGCAGAAGAAGUGUCAACACUCCUGUCAUCUUUGUAGGCCUCGACGGCUGCACUAUGUGGAACUACUCUGAUCCCAUCUGGGUGUCCCUACGCCACUUGAACCCAGGCACUGAUGCAGUGGCAGCCCAGUGGAGCCACACAGCACCAGGGAAGCUGGGAGGCUGGAGUCAGCAAGGCUGCCAGCUCAUCCACAGUGACGGCAGCACAUCCAUGAUACGCUGCUCUGUGCUCGGCAACUAUGCGGUGCUGCAGGAAGUACCCAUCUUCCCUAACUCCAGCUCAGCCUCUGUGAGUGUGCUCCACCCUGUGGUCUACACGUGCACUGCAGUGCUGCUUCUCUGCCUCUUCACCAUCAUCAUCACACACAUAAUACACUACAGUUCGAUACAGAUAUCAAGAAAAAGUUGGCACACCCUGCUGAAUACUUGUUUCCACAUCGCCAUGACAUCAGCUGUCUAUGCAGGAGGCAUUAGCCUUACCAGCUAUCCUCUAGUCUGCCAGGCCGUGGGCAUUGCUCUUCACUACUCCUCACUAUCGACACUGCUGUGGAUCGGGGUUAGCGCCAGGGUAAUCUACAAAGAAGCUGUGUGGAGAACGCCCCGUCAGACAGAAGGAGAGUCUUCCCCUCCACCCACUCAGCGACCUAUGCUCAGGUUCUAUUUAAUAGCGGAUGGGGUUCCUCUCAUCAUUUGUGGAAUCACUGCAGCUGUCAAUGUCAACAACUAUGGAGACAAUAGCCCCUACUGCUGGCUGAUCUGGCGCUCAAGUCUAGGGUCUUUCUUUGUCCCUGCUGGUUUAGUGGUCUUGGUGACCUGGAUUUAUUUCCUGUGCACUGUGAUUCGCCUCAGGCACCGUGUGUCCAAAGAAUGCACAGGAACCACCCUGUCCUCUCCUGGGACAGAGGGUCUUCCUGCACUGGCAGGGAGCACCAGCCUUCUCUCCACAGACUCCGGGGGGAGGCCUAUAACCCCAGCUGUGCCUCCAGAGGAUCAGUACUCACUGAAGACACAGUUCUCCGUGUUGGUAGCCACCCAUUCUCUGUUUGCGGCUCUUUGGUGUUGUGGAGCCAUGGCAGUGUGGCUAACAGGACGCACAAGCUUGCUGUUCAGCUGUCUCUAUGGGAUUGUCGCCACGGUUUUAGGGGUGUUUCUGGUGGUGCACUACUGCUUCCGACGUCGUGAUGUGCAGGCGUCAUGGCUGGGUUGCUGCCCGGGCUAUCGUCGUUCCCAUCCCAUGUCUACUUUUACAAACACUUGCACCACUGGAAACGGAGUGCAAACAUCUGAACAAGGAUCCCAGCUCUUUGUCAACUGCCAUCCACCUGCUGAAUCUCAUAACUCUCAUAACUCAUCCUCAGCCAGGUCAUCUUCUACGCCAAGUGGGAUCAGCAGCAUGGGACCUGGGCCGUGCAAGCUCACAAACUUGUUGCAGGUGGCGCAGGAGAAUCAAGGCAACUCCUCACGUGUCCCUACAGGCAACAACACAAGCACAAGUACAGACAAUAUCACAAAGCCUACAAACAAUAUUCUGCCCUCCAUAAACUCAUCAGCACCGGUACAUCCCCAGAGGAGAAAAGUCAGUAGCAGAACUAAACAAGGGAGUUAUCAGCAUUAUCAUCGAGGUGAGGGCAGAGGCCACUACCGCCUCAAAGCUUUGAGGUCUGCUGGAGGGGGCGGCAGUCUUGGAGCUUUAGGGCCGAUAGGUUCGGAGCACCUCAAUUCAUCGCAUUCUGUUUACAAGCAGGCCACAAGUGAGAAUGGCAGCAUCCAUCACAGUCUCUCAGAGAACCAAGCCCGCAUGCUGACGAAUGGAAAGCGGGUGGGAGAGUCGGCAGCCACCAGCCCCUCAGAGGGGAGUGACGGGGGCAGCAGCGGGAGCCGCAAACCCUUCCCUCUACCUCCCUCUGCUGCAAGCAGAGUGACCAUGCACAGCACUCAGAGACGAUGCUCCAGCAGAGACAAUUUAAAAGUGGCCACUUCUGCAGAGCAAGAAACAAAGCGCUGCUCCUAUCCUUUGAAUUGUGUCGCCACCACCAUGCCAGAGGCUGUUUCCCCAAAUGGGACCCUAAGAAACUCUGUGCUCGAGCUAGAGCAGGACAUGAGCGGCACAGACCAAUCCCAGAGUUCUGUUGGAAUGAAGACUGGUUUGUGGAAAAGUGAAACCACAGUAUAAAUUUUGGCAGAUUUCUCUGCUUAUCUUUAAAGAAAUGACUGGGUUGUGUGUUCAUUUUCUCUAAACAAUUAUAUAAUUUAAGAUAUAAUAUCAUGAAGAAUUCCAGGACCCUGAACUGGUACUUCUGCCUCUGUUGCAUUCUAAGUUUGAUGUGUAUUAAUGCAGUCACUGCUAUUGCCAUGUUCAAGCAUACACAUUUAUUUUAAUCACUUUACAAAAGAAUGUGUACAAGAAAUGUUUCAUCUAGGCAUACAAUGUUGUACUUGGAUGUCUAAAGAAAGCUUUAAUGUUUUAGUUGUAAAUUUCCUAUGCAAAUGAACUAUAGCAUAAAAUGGAGUGCAAGCCUUCUCCGUCCAAAGCAAUUCUAUAUGCAUUUAAUCUGAAGGCAACAACCUCUGACACUUAUGUUAUUGUUUGUACUCAUGUAUGCACUUGUACGUUUGCAGUUUUUGUGUGUGUGGUGUGGUGUGUGUGUGUGUGUGUGCGCACACACAUCAAAAGAGCUGUGUUGGAGGGUCGCUGUACAAUCUCAGAGUGAAUUAAAAUUGUGGGACAAUUGACAAUAACAGAUUUAA